CAGUCAAAAGUUUAAACACAGCUACUCAAGGGUUUUACUUAAUGGUUUACUGUUUCCUAGAUUGGUGAAUAUUAGUGAACACAUCAAAACUAUGAAAUAACACAAAACUGCAAUGAUGUAGUAAUGAAAAAAGUAGCCACCCUUUGCCUUGAUGCCUGCCAAGACUGCGCAAAGCUUUCUCUCAACCAGCUUCACCUGGAAUGCAUUUCCAACAGUCUUGAAGGAGUUCCCAUAUAUGCUGAGCACUUGGUGACUGCUUUUCUUUCACUCUGGUCCAACUCAUCCCAAACCAUCUCAAUUGGUUUGAGGUCGGGUGGUUGAGGAGGCCAGGUCAGCUCCAUCACUCUCCUUGGUCAAAUAGCCCUUAAACAACCUGGAGGUGUGUUGGGUCAUUGUCCUGUUGAAAAACUAAUGACAGUCCCACUAAGUGCAAACCAGAUGGGAUGGUGUAUCGCUGCAGAAUGCUGUGGUAGCCAUGCUGGUUAAGUGUGCCAUGAAUUCUAAAUAAAUCACUGAGUGUCACCAGCAAAGCACCAUCACACACCCCCUCCAUGCUUCACAGUGGAAACGACACAAGCAGAGAUCAUCCGUUCACCUAUUCUGCAUCCACCUAUUCUGGAACCAAAAAUCUCAAAUUUGAACUCAUAAGACAAAAGGACAGAUUUCCACUUGGGGUGCACAAUAUAUCGGUGAACAAAUCAGAAUCAGACGAUAUUAGCUAAAAAUGUCAACAUCGGUAUUGGCUGAUGUGCAUACCUAUAUAACGAAGGUACAUGACAUAAUGACGCUAAGUAAAAUUUUGCGCUAUAGGUGCAACACAGCAUUCCUAAACUAGCCCACAAUGUCUGCUGUGUGGAUCGAGUAGUCAACAAUUCAAGCAGUCAUUUGAGUAACAAGAGUAACAACAUUUCAGCGAGACAACUCAAAGGCGACAUCCAUUAAAGCCAAGAUAAUGGAAUCCAUUGCCCUUGAAAAUCAACCGUUUUCUGUUGUGGGUGAUGUUGGCUUUCGCAGACUGGUCGAGCACCGGUUAACACUACCAAGUGCGCUAUUUUUCAGAUGUUGUCCUACCGGAGUUACACAGUAAUAGCGUCACUGCUAUUAGCUUCAUGACAUACAUAAUAUGGAACUCCAUAUGUGUCUUUGCGUGUCAAAAAAUAUACAGUAGCACUGUCAAAAGCUGUACAACAAUGCAUCAUUUGUUCGACCGCAACUUCUGGGGUAGCUAGCUUUAGCUUGGUACCUAGCUAGCACCAAUACAACCAGCCUGAAAACAAUGACCAAUAGAAACUGCAGUCAUUUUCAUUAUUCUUAGCAAUGAUUAAGGAAUCCUUGUAAGUAUUAGCUAGGUUGCCACUUGUUGUUUGCCUAUUGAAAUUGAACUUCAGUUCAUAAAAAUAAAUAGCUAGCUGCUUACAGCUUACAGACGGUAGGCAAUUAAGGUCACAGUUAUGAAAACUUAGGACACUAAAGAGGCCUUUCUACUGACUCUGAAAAACACCAAAAUAAAGAUGCCCAGGGUCCCUGUUCAACUGCGUGAACGUGCCUGAGGCAUGAGAACUGCAGAUGUGGCCAGGGCAAUAAAUUGCAAUGUCCGUACUGUGAGACGCCUUAGAUAAGGAUACAGGGAGACAGGACGGACAGCUGAUCGCCCUCGCAGUGGCAAACCACGUGUAACAACACCUGCAGAGGAUUGGUACAUCCGAACAUCACACUUGCGGGACAGGUACAGGAUGGCAUCAACAACUGCCCGAGUUACACCAGGAACACACAAUCCCUCUAUUAGUGCUUAGACUGUCCGCAAUAGGCCUAGAGAGGCUGGACUGAAGGCUUGUAGGCCUGUGGUAAGGCAGGUCCUCACCAGACAUCACCAGCAACAACGUCGCCUAUGGGUACAAACCCACCGUCGCUGGACCAGACAGGACUGGCAAAAAGUGCUCUUCAUUGAUGGGUAGCAGUUUUCUCUCACCCGGGGUGAUGGUCAGAUUCGUGUUUAUCGCCGAAGGAAUGAGCGUUACACCAAGGCCUGUACUCUGGAGCGGGAUCGUUUUGGAGAUGGAGGGUCCGUCAUGGUCUAGGGUGGUGUGUCACAGCAUCACCGGACUGAGCUUGUAGUCAUUGCAGGAAAUCUCAACGCUGUGCGUCACAGGGAAGACCACCUCCCUCAUGUGGUAUCCUUCUUGCUGGCUCAUCCUGACAUGACCCUUCAGCAUGACAAUGCCAUCAGCCAUACUGCUCGUUCUGUGCGUUAUUUCCUGCAAGACAGGAAUGCCAGUGUUCUGCCAUGGCCAGCGAAGAGUCCGGAUCUCAAUCCCAUUGAGCACGUCUUUGACCUGUUGGAUUGGAGGGUGAGGGCUAGGGCCAUUCACCCAUGAAAUGUCCGGGAGCUUGCAGGUACCUUGGCGGAAGAGUGGGGUAACAUCUCACAGCAAGAACUUGUAAAUCUGGUGCAGUCCAUGAGGAGGAGAUGCACUGCAGUACUUAAUGCAGCUGGUGGCCACACCAGAUACUGGCUUUGUUCAGGGACACAUUAUUCCAUUUAUGUUUGUCACAUGUCUGUGGAACUUGUUCAGUUUAUGUCUCAGGUGUUUAAUCUUAUGUUCAUACAAAUAUUUACACUUUAUUUUUGCUGAGAAUAAACACAGUUGACAGUGAGAGGACACUUUUUUUUUGGCUGAGUUUAGUAAUCUAGCGAACUAUAGCUACUGAAACAGAUUGUCGUUUUGCUAUGUUUUUGUGGAAGAACAUUGAUUGUGUCCAUGAGCUAGCUAUUUAUUUCAUGACCAGCACUGUAGUUUCGCGAGACAACUUUACCAGCAUCAUAGAACACGUAUCGAUGAAUCAUUGUGAUUCAUUGAUUCUUGACACGUCAAGUAGGGUUUUUUGACAUGUCAAAUAGUAUAUUUUUUGACACGCAAAGACCCAAACGGUGGUCCAUAGAAAUGCUGGUUGAGAAUUAAACAACUGAACAAAUGAACAGCGAACCAGCACAGCAAGUAAGUGAAUGAUGGCCGAUUUCAAGUUUUCUUAACAAUCAGUAAUCAGACAUUUUGGAUGACGAUAAUGGCCGAUUACAAAACAAUCCACAAGGAGAUUGCAUGGCAGGCUGACCACCUGUUACUCGUGUGCAGCAUCAGAAGGACCUUGUGGCUGCAAGAAGCCAAGGUCUACCAUGGAGGGCUUUAUGGAUAUCAAUGAGAUCCAUGACAUCACUGGCACUGAUACAGAGGAGCACAGAAUAGAUGCAGAGCAGGUGGAGGGGGCCGAGAGGAGUGCUAGGCCGACCAUCAGCGAGUUCAAAAAGACCUGGGGCUUCAGGCGGACCACGGUUGCCAGAAGAGAGUUUGUGGGAUUGGAUGAGAUUGAAGAUCCAGAAUCUCCACCCCUACCCACACGUCGAGGCAGAGGCCGCCCAGCCAAGACCUAUUCAAGACGUGGGCGAGGGGGGAGAAGAAGCGUCCCAGCCGACCUGGAGUACUCUGGAGCGGCCUCCCCAAUUCCAAUGGACACAGAGCCUUCCUCAGAUCCCCAAGAGCCCUGCCCAGGUGGCAGCCUAGAUCCCACCUCUUGGCAGGACUUUGGAUCUGCAUUUGGCACUGCUUUUUCUCUACUUGGGGAGAAGGAGGAGGACUACAUGCCCAUGACUGCUCCUGCCCAAACUAUGGCUGCCCCUGCCCCUAGCUAUGGGGCUAGUAGGGUCGUGGAAGUUGCCUCCAGUAUUGAGGAGGACAGUGAUGAGCUGACCCUGAAGCAGCUCCAGGAGCGGCUGAGCACUAGGGGUAGAGGGGAGUCCAGGGGGAGGGGGGUCAGAGGGAGGGGGAGGGGAAGAGGGAGAGGGAGAGGUAGAGGACGUGGUAGAGGUAGGGGGCGUGGGAGGGUUAGGGGUGUAGAGCCAGAGUCGAGCACUGCGGAUGAAGAGGAGGUUAUUUUUGUAAAUGAGUUGGAACCGCAGCAGGUGCAUCAGCCUCAGGAAGAAAGGGAGAGAAGUCCUGAGAAGGUUGUGGUAGAGUCUCAAAGCCCUUCUCCUUCUCAACAGUCGAGCUCAGACUCUAUGCCUCCUCUUGAGUCUGAUCCAGAAACAACAGAAGAAAAGGCUAGCCAAAAUGAUAAUGUAACAGAGGCAAAGGACGAGGUGGAAGAGGAGGAGAGGAUCGAGGAAGAAAAGUCUGAGUAUUCUAGCAUAUCGGACAGUGAGGGCUACAACCCCCAUGCCCUUUACUGCAUCUGUCGACAGAGGCACAACAAAAGGUUCAUGAUCUCCUGCGACAAUUGUCUGGAGUGGUUCCAUGGCGACUGCGUUGGCGUCAGCGAGAUUCAAGGCCGAAAGCUUGAGAGGAGUGGACGAGACUGGAUCUGCGCCACCUGCACCAACAAGAGCCAGAGCCAGCCAGACCCCCAGCAGAGCUCCCCUGAAUGCCUGACACUGCCCUACUCGGGGGAGGAGGAGAUUGUACAUGAGGAGCAGGCCAGCGAGGAGGCUGUGGUGCAGGAGGUGACAGAGAUGGUUGCUGAGGCUGAGAUGGAGUUGGACGGUUCCCUACCCCAGUGCAUCGGCUCAGGGUGCAGUAAGCACGCCCUGCCCGACUCCGUUUACUGCGGCACAGACUGCAUCCUGCGGCAUGCGGCUGCCACUAUGAAGACGCUCUCCAACUCCAAAGAGACUAAAUCCAAGCAACGCCCACAGAGGAGAGCAGUAGCCAAACUUUGCCCUAAGGGUCAGAGGUCAGCUAGGAUGCCCCAGAGGUUGUUGGCAGAGCGGCCCGAAGAGGAGGGUGAGGAAGAGGCUGAAGAAGUUGAGGACAAGGAAGCUGACACAUCUACAUCUGCCUUAUCCUGUGACCCUAGUCUCACUGCAGUACAGGCCACAUCCAUAGAAUCACCUAUGUUUUACAAGUCGACUGGAAAGGCCAGUAAGCAGGUAGAGGUUGAGAUUGAGCCCAUUUCUCCUCAGACACAUUCUCCAGAUAACUCUCCCUCAGACAUCAUCACUGAAUCCUCCCCUCCUCUGGGAAGUGCUCCAGGUAAAACCAAGAGACCAGCAAACAGCUGCAGUAUCUCAAGGAAACCCUCUGUCGAUACAUCCCCUGUCAAACAACCCAAUCCCCCCAAAUCCAGCCACUCUCCGACCCCUGAGGCCCCAAGCACCUCAGCCUCCAGACACCACGAAACGGGGGCCCUGAGGAUCGGCAAGACGUCCUUCACCAUCCCCAAGAAGCAGCCUCAACCCCUCGUGACUUCCACUCUACCCUCACCUCUACCCCCCACCCCAAUGAAUGAAACUAGGAUCCUGCCCGUGUCCCCAGCCCCUAUCGCCCCUUCCUCCAGACCCCCUCAGCCAGCCAACAACCAGGUCAGGCAGAGCAUCCAACGCUCUCUCACCAACAUCAUGUUCAAGAGGGUGUGCGACUGUGACGAUUUGGAGAAGUCUGAGAGUGAAGUGGCGAAGCUGGUCACCAGCAUCGAGACGGAGAUGUUUAACAUAUUUAACAAUACAGAUAGCAAGUACAUGAACAAGUACCGAACCAUCAUGUUCAACCUUAAAGACCCCAAAAAUAAGGGUUUGUUCUACAACGUCAUCCGUGGUGAGGUCAGUCCCUUCAGACUGGCCAGGAUGAGCCAGCGGGACAUGCAGGCUACAAAGGUCUCAGAGCCGAACAAAAAAGACACUCCAGAGGUCCGGGAGUCUGGUCCCAAAGCCACAUGUGUGCUGCCAAAUCCAGCGCCUGAGCCAGUAAAGGUUGAUCUACCUAGUCUUCCCUUUAGGCCAAGUAGACACAUGGAACAGAAGAGCACUCUCCCUGCUGCCCCUAAGGCCAGACCUAACCAGUCGAGCCAGAACAGCUCAGUCCCAGACAUCCUCAGCUGCAUGCUGAAAGACACAACUGCCGAGCACAGAGCUCACCUGUUUGACCUCAAGUGCAAGAUCUGCACAGGUCAGAUAACAGUUGAGGGUGAGGAGGAGCCUGUACCCAAGAAGUCUAAACUCUCUGGGUCAUCGUCAUCCUCCACAAAUCCAGACGAAUGGAAAGACAGGCCGUCUCGGCCACCCUGGAUGUAUGCCAGAACAGAUCCCAGAACAGAGGAGAGAGGAUGGAGAACUCCAGCAGGAGAUGAAUCACCCCUCCUUGCACCCCCCGACUCCCCCACCAUGGGUUCCCCUGCCUCCCCCCUAAUGGAGGAUGACUCUGUCUUAACCAUCAUGGAAUCCCCGCUUCACCCACAAUGGAAUCUCCCGCUUCUCCACCAAUGGUCUCCUGCCUCCCCCAUUUUGGAAUCCCCUGCCUCCCCUGUCAUGGAUUCUCCCGCCUCCCCCAUUCUGGAAACCCGCAAAGCCAAGACACCGUCCAGAAUGUAUACCCCAGUCAUGAUUCCGGCUGUUUCUACGGUAACCAUUACAAGGCGUGAUCCUCGCACUGCUGGCAACCGUUCUGCUGUUAUGUCUGGUGACCCCCACACCGCUGGCAACCGCACUCCUGCCAUGGCAACUGUCGCCAUGUCUAAAGUCCCACCUCCACAAGUCUCUUAUGUCCCAGCGAAACAGAGUGUUACUCUGAGCAAGACAUUCAUGCCCUUGCCACCACCCCCAUCCCUUCCACCAAUGCCUGCAUUACCCAAAUCUAUCCUGAUGAAGCCAUCCUCCUCAUCGUUCUAUGGUUCUUCAGGAUCCUCUUCAUCCUCUUCAAGGGCUGUGAACUCCCACUCCCCUCAAGAUGGGGAGACAACCCAGUUCCUGGCCAAGCAGGAAGUAGUGUGGAAGGGCUUCCUCAACAUGAUCAGCGUGGCCAAGUUCGUCACCAAGGGCUAUCUGGUCUCCGGGCCUUCUGAAUAUCUCAAAGAGGAUCUGCCUGAUACCAUACAGCUUGGUGGAAGAAUCAUGCCUCAAACUGUGUGGGAUUACAUCGGGAGAGUGAAGACCUCUGUUACAAAGGAGCUGUGUGUGAUCCGGUUCCACCCAGCGACAGAGGAGGAGGAAGUGGCCUAUGUGUCUCUGUUCUCCUACUUCAGCAGCAGACGGCGCUUCGGGGUGGUGGCCAACAACAGCCGCAGCAUUAAAGACAUCUACCUCAUCCCACUCAGUGCGAAGGAGUCCAUUCCUUCCAAACUCCAACCCUUCGAAGGAUCAGGCUUUGAGAAGAAUCGCCCCAAUCUUCUUUUGGGACUGGUUAUUUGCCAGAAACCCAAACGUGUGGGAAGCUUGCCACAAGAGGUUGAAGAGAAGAGAGCCAAGAUCCACAUAUCCAAAGACUCCAGAGAUACUGGCCUCCCGAGACCCCCUACGCUGUAUGGGUCUGACCCUAGGACGGAGGAAUUCCUGCCCUACGACCCAGCGAUGCCCAUCAUGUCCACCCCUCCUGGUUCCCCUCCUUCCACUGGAUCCCCAUCAGACUCCUCCUCCUCUGGCUCACUGACUAUUCCAUCACUUCUGUCCUCCAUCAGAGCUGCUCUCCCUGCUUCUGCCCCACCCCCCAUCACUAGCACAUCCACCACUCCCCUGCAGACCAUCCUGAAGUCACUGUUUGGGAAGGACUCUCAUACAGUCCCAGCAGUUGCAGCAGUGCCCCUUCCAACCACUUUGCCCCCUCCCCCAAUGGUAGAUCCGAUAGUACAGCAGUACGGGCAGAAAUCCAAAGUCAAAGAGAUUGAGGAGGAGGAAAAUGAAUAUGAUCGACCAUAUGACCCGGAGGAGGAGUAUGAUCCAGCAAUGGGCUAUGGAAGGGUUGCCCCAAUUAAUAUAGAUAAAAUGUUUGAGGCGAAUGCUGCCACUCAGGCCACGUGUGCAGAUGACGACGACGUGGCUUACGACCCUGAGGAUGAGACUAUCUUUGAGGAUAUGCACAAUGAUGGGGUCAGUGUAGGGAAAGCUCCAACUUCAGCUCCAGCUCCUACCCCAGUCCCAGCUCCAGUACAAGACCCAUUCCCAGAUCCCAGUCCAGCCCCAGCCCCUCUGAGCCGCCCCAUUACUGGUGCUGUGAUUGUGUCAGCCGCUACUCUGACUGAACAACAGCGAAUGCUUGAGGAUCUCAACAGGCAGAUUGAGGAGCAGAAACGGCAGCUGAAGGAGCAGGAGGAGGCACUGCGUCAGCAGAGAGAGGCAGUGGGCAUGUUCAUGGCCCAUUUCUCUGUUUCCGAUGCCUUGAUGUCUCCCCCUACUAAAUCUGGGCUGUCUCAUUUACAAACACAGCAGAGUGAAGGAGAGCAGUCUGAGGCAAAUCCUUCAGUCAAUCAAAGAGCUUUGAAAGGUAUUUUGAAAACGGAGGAAACAGAAGUACCAAUAAAACAGGAGAUUAAGAGAGAGACCAAGACUGUACCUCUUUCAGUGUCAAGAAAUGUGGAAAUGCCCAAUGCAUCACCAAAGCGGGUUAAAGAGAUUAAAAAGGAAAGUAUUCAGGCAACAGACAAUUCAGAUCCUGAAGCUGGUGAGAUCCAGGACUCUGAUGUAGCUUACGACCCAGAGGAUGACACUAUCUUUGAUGAGCUGAAAGACACAAAUGGAAAAGAAAAGGUGAAAACCUCAACUCGAUCAGAUUCAGCAAGGCGUUCUGAGCGUUCUCGUGACUCCUCAGUGUCUAGCUCGUGUCGUGGUGCAUCACGCAAUGACACUCCUGAUAGGAGGCGUAAGCGUAGCAGCCAACCAGAUACUCACUCACCGAAAAGACGGGACCGUAAAGUCAGGGACCGCCAAGAAAGCCCUCCUCGUAGAUCUGGCCACCGGUCCCCUGGACACUCUGAUAGGCGAAGGGAAAGACACAGGCGGGGUGAGAGGAGCCGACCAUAUCACAGAGGUCGUCACCACUCUGAGCGCCCAGGCCGCCAUAUCCCUCAUAAAGAGCGUACUUCUCGACGCAGCUCUGGUAGCCAUAGAAGAUCCCCAUCUUCACCAAGACAAAAACAAGAUUCUUGCUCUAGGGGACUCUCAAAGGGUCAAAGGGAGACUUCUCCUCCAGUGUGGGAUGACUUAAAGGGCCCAGAGGCUCCUGAAGACAUGGGUCCUACAAGUCCAACGCCAGCACUGGUCAUGGAGGCUAAUGACUCACCUCAGCCCCCUCUUGAAAGACAGGACAUUGAUGAACCACUGGGUGAUCGUUGUGAUUCAGGAGGUCCACCACAGGGAGAGAUUGAGGACACAGGCCUUCAAAUGCCCCAUGAGAAUCCCACUCCCCAGAAGCCUGCGGAUCAACAACCUUCUCAAAGCUUGCUGGGAUCACCAUCAAAAGGGCCCAACAACGAGCAAGGCCCCAACAUCCAGCUUCAAGACAAUAGGGAUAGGCCCUCUCAAUUGGAACUACUAGAGCAAUGUAGUGUACAGAGCCCAUCAGACAUUAUGAGAGAAAAACAGUUUUCCUCACAAGGUCCUCCCCACAUGGCCUCUCCAAAUAACCAGGGUGAGCGGUCCAGCAGUUUAGAGAGGAGAGAUCCUGAUAUGAGGGAGGGAAGGAGAAACCAAGGGCCUGAUAUUAUGGGACCCGGGCCAAGCAUGAGGGGUGAAAGGAGAGGGCCGCAAAUGAGGCAUCCAAGUCCAAAUAUCAGAGGUCCAGAUCCAGAACCAGACAUGAGGGGUGAAAGGAGCGGGCCACAAAUGAUGCAUCCAAGUCCAAAUAUCAGAGGUCCAGAACCAGAUAUGAGAAGUCCAGAUAUGAGAGAGGACCACUUCUCACCAACAACUUACUUUGGAGGAAAGAGAUCACCAUCGCCCCAUUUUAAUAAUCCAAGGAUCCCCUCAUCUGUUCCAAGAGGAAAUUUUAAGGAUCAGCGGGGAGCACCUUGUCCUGGUUUCCGCCCCAGGGGUCCUCGUACCUCAAGGUGGAUGCCACCACGGUCCCGGUUUGAUGGUCCACAUAAUCCGCUAGUAGUAAGACCUCUAGAGCUGCUCGGAAAACAAAGAGGCACCAACCAGAAUCAUGACAAUGGAGGUGAGCCUAUUCAACCAGAGAUAAAGGAGCAACACAUUGCACAGAGCCCAUCAGACAUUAUGAGAGAGAACCAGUUUUCCUCACAAGGUCAUCCCCACAUGGCCUCUCCAGGCAACCACGGUGAGCGGUCCAGCAGUUUAGAGAGGAGAGAUCCCGAUAUGAGGGAGGGACGAAGACACCAAGGCCCAGACAUUAGAAGUCCAGAUAUGAUAGAACCUGGGCCAGACAUGAGGGGGCCAGUGCCAGACAUGUGGGAUGAUAGAAGGGGUCCAGGGCCAGACAUUAAAGGGCCAAGGCCAGACAUGAGGGGUGAUAGGAGAGGGCCAGACAUGUGGGAUGCUAGAAGGAGUCCAGGGCCAGACAUGAGGGGUGAUAGGAGAGGGCCAGACAUGUGGGAUGAUAGAAGGGGUCCAGGGCCAGACAUGCAAGGUUCAGGGCCAGAUAUGGGGUGUCCAGGGCCAAUCAUGCGAGGUCUAGGGCCAGACAUGCGAGAGCCAGGGCCAGACAUGAGGGGGGAUAGGAGAGGGCCAGAGCCCGAUAUGAGGGGGGAUAGGAGAGGGCCAGAGCCCAAUAUGAGGGGUGAUAGAAGAGGGCCAGAGCCCGACAUGAGGGGUGAUAGGAGAGGGCCAGAGCCCAACAUGAGGGGUGAUAGGAGAGGGCCAGAGCCCGACAUGAGGGGUGAUAGGAGAGGGCCAGAGCCCGACAUGAGGGGUGGGCCAGACAUAUGGGAUGAUGGAAGAGGUCCAGGACCAGACAUGACAGCUCCUGAAAUGCCAGACCCAGAUCCAGAUAUAAGAAGUCCAGACAUGAGAAUGGACCACUUCACACCAACAGCUAACUUUGGAGGACAGAGACCAACAUCGACUCAUUUCAGCAGUCCAAGGAUGAUCUCACCUGUUCAAAGAGGACAUUUUGAGGAUCAAAGGGGAGUACAUCGUCCUGGUUUCCGCCCCAGGGGUCCUCGUCCCUCGAGGUUCAACCAGCCCAGAGGCUCAUAUCCAGGGCACUUCCCAGGGGGGCAACCACGGUUCCGUUUCGAUGGUCGACAGGGAGUGGUAAGACCUGCUCAUGCCUCGCUGGUAACACCAAGGGAGCACAGUAUACAGAGCCCAUCAGAAAUUCUGAUAGAACCCCAGAUACCCUCACAAGGUCCUCCCCACAUGGCCUCUCCAAACAACAAGGGGGAGCGGUCCAGCAGUUUAGAGAGGAGAGAUCCUGAUAUUGGGGAGGAAAGGAGAAACCCAGGGUCAGACAUCAGAGGUUCAGAUAUGAUGGGACCAGGGCCUGACAUGAGGGGUGAUAGGAGAGGACCAGGGCCAGACAUGAGAGGUGAUAGGAGAGGACCAGGGCCAGACAUGAGGGAUGAUAGGAGAGGGCCAGAUAUGAUGGGACAAGGGCCGGACACGAGGGGUGAUAGAAGGCCAGAGCCAGACAUGAGGGGUGAUAGGAGAGGGCCAGACAUGAGAGAUUCAGGGCCAAACAUCAGAGGGCCAGGUCUAGUGCCAGACACAAGGGGUGAUAGGAGAGGGCAAGGGCCAGACUUGAGGAGUCUAGAGCCAGACAUGAGAGGUGAUAGGAGAGGUCCAGGGCCAGACAUGAGGGGUGAAAGGAGAGGUCCAGGGCCAGACAUGAGGGGUGAUGGGAGAGGUCCAGGGCCAGACAUGAGGGGUGAUGGGAGAGGUCCAGGGCCAGACAUGAGGGGUGAUAGGAGAGGUCCAGGGCCAGACAUGAGGGGUGAUGGGAGAGGUCCAGGGCCAGACAUGAGGGGUGAUGGGAGAGGUCCAGGGCCAGACAUGAGGGGUGAUGGGAGAGGGUCCGGGCCAGACAUGAGGGGUGAUGGGAUGGGUCCAGGGCCGGACAUGAGGGGUGAUGGGAGAGAUCCAGGGCCAGACAUGAGGGUUGAUGGGAGAGGGCCAGGGCCAGACAUGAGGGGUGAUGGGAGAGGGCCAGGGCCAGACAUGAGGGGUGAUGGGAUAGGGCCAGAUAUGAGGGGUCCAGGGCCAGACAUGAGGGAUCCAGGGCCAGACACAAGGGGUGAUAGGAGAGGUCCAGGGCCAGACAUGAGGGGUCCAGGGCCAGACAUGAGGGUUCUAGGGCCAGACAUGAGAGAUCCAGGGCCAAACAUCAGAGGGCCAGACACAAGGGGUGAGAGGAGAGGUCCAGGGCUAGACAUGAGGGGUCCAGGGCCAGACAUGAGGGGUGAUAGGGGAGGUCCAGGGCCAGACAUGAGGGUUCUAGGGCCAGACAUGAGGGGUCCAGGGCCAGACGUGAGGGGUGAUAGGAGAGGGCAAGGGUCAAACAUGAGGGGUGAUAGGAGAGGGCCAGACAUGAGAGAUCCAGGGCCAGACACAAGGGGUGAAAGGAGACGGCCAGACAUGACAGAUCAAGGGCCAGACAUGAGAGGGCCAGGUCUAGGGCGAGACACAAGGGGUGACAGGAGAUGGCCAGGGCAGGACUUGAGGGGUCCUGGGCCAGACAUCAGAGGGCCAGGUCUAGGGCCAGACACAAGGGGUGAUAGGAGAGGGCCAGACAUCAGAGGCCCAAGGACAGAUAUGAGGGGUGAUAGAAGAGAUCCAGGGCCAGACAUGCAGGGUCCAGGGCCAGACAUGCAGGGUCCAGGGCCAGACAUGCAGGGUCCAGGGCCAGACAUGCAGGGUCCAGGGCCAGACAUGAGAGAUCCAGGACCAGACAUGCAGGGUCCAGGGCCAGACAUGCAGGGUCCAGGGCCAGACAUGAGAGAUCCAGGACCAGACAUGAGAGAUCCAGGGUCAGGCAUGAGAACUCCAGAGCCAGACAUGAGAACUACAGAGCCAGACAUGAGAGGGCCAGACACAUGGGGUUAUAGGAGAGGGCCAGGGCCAGACAUGCGGGGUCCAGGGCCAGACAUUUGGGGUGAUAGGAGAGGGCCAGACAUGAGGGUUGAUAGGAGAGGACCAGGGCCAGGCAUGAGGGGUCCAGAGCCAGAUAUCAAAGGACCAGGUCUAGGGCCAGAUACAAGGGGUGACAGGAGAGGGCCAGGGCUAGACAUGAGGGGUAAUCGGAGAGGGCCAGGGCCAGACAUGAGGGGUCUAGGGCCAGACAUGAGAGUGCCAGGGCCAGACACAAGGGGUGAUAGGAGAGGGCCAGGGUCAGAGAUGAGGGGUCCAGGACCAGACAUGAGAGAUCAAGAGCCAGACAUCAGAGAACCAGGUCUAGGGCCAGACACAAGGGGUGAUAGGAGAGGGAUAGGUCCAGACAUGAGAGGGACAUGGCCCGAAACAAGGGGUGAUAGGAGAGGGCCAGGGAAAGACUUGAGAGGUCUAGGGCCAGACAUGAGAAGGUCAGGGCCAGACACAAGGAGUGAUAGGAGAGGGCCAGGGCCAGACAUGAGGGGUCCAGGACCAGACACAAGAGACCAAGAGCCAGACAUCAGAGAACCAGGUCUAGGGCCAGACACAAGGGGUGAUAGGAGAGGGCAAGGGCCAGACUUGAGGAGUCUAGAGCCAGACAUGAGAGGGCCAGGGCCAGGCACAAGGGGUGAUAGGAGUGGGCCAGAGCCAGACAUUUGGGGUCCAAGACCAGACACGAGAGAUCAAGAGCCAGACAUCAGAGGGCCAGACACAAGGGGUGAUAGGAGAGGGACAGGUCCAGACAUGAGAGAUACAGGGCCAGACAUGGGAUGGCCAGGUCUAUGGCCAGACACAAGGAGUGGUAGGAGAGGGCCAAACAUGAGAGAUCCAGGGCCAGACAAGAGGGUGGUUAGGAGAGGGUCAGGGCCAGAAAUGGAAGUCACAGGGCCUGAAACAAGGGGUGAUAGGAGAGCGCCAGUGACAGACAUGAGGGGUCCAGGACCAGACACGAGAGAGCAAGAGCCCAACAUCAGAGGGCAGGGUCUAGGGCCAGACACAAGGGGUGAUAGGAGAGGGCCAGAUAUGAGGGGUGAUAGGAGAGGGCCAGACAUGUGGGAUGAUAGGAGAGGGUCUUCACCAAACAUGAGGGGUCCAGGGCCAGACAUGAGCGGUGCAGGACCAGACAUGUGGGAAGAGAGUAGAGGGCCAGAUAUGAGAGGUGAUAGGAGAGGGCCGGGGUCUGACAUGAGAGGGCCAGAUAUGAGGGGUGAUAGGAGAUGGUCAGGGCCAGACAUGAGCGGUGCAGGAUCAGACAUGUGGCAUGAGAGUACAGGGCCAGACACAAGGGGUGAUGGGAGAUGGCCAGGGCCAGACUCAAGGGGUGAUGGGAGAUGGUCAGGGCCAGACAUGAGAGGUCCAGGGCCAGACAUUAGGGGGAAUAGGAGAGGGUCAGAUAUUAGUCUUGAUAGGAGAGGCCCAGGGCCAGACAUGUUGGGUGAAAGGAGAGGGCCAAACAUGAGAGAUCCAGGGCCUGACACGAGGGGUCCAGGGCUAGACAUGGGUCAAGAAAUGCGAGCCCCAGAUCCAGACAUGAGAAGUCCAGACAUAAGAGGAGAUCACUUCACAACAACAAAUCAUUUUGGAGGAUCAAGGGGUAUACAAAGUCCUGGUUUCCAUGGCCCCAGGGGUCCUCGUCCCUCGAGGUUCAACCAGCCCAGAGGCUCAUCUCGAGGGUAUUUCCCAGACAAUGGGGGGCAGCCACGGUUUGACGGUCCACGGCUAGUGGUAAGACCGUUGAGGCCUAAAGGAGGUUUACUCCCCACUCCCCCGGAGGGUCUCAUGAGUUUGCCGAACAACAGCCCGGAUGCUUUUAGAGAAGACCAGUUCCGGAACAGUCACUCGCCUGAUACGAGGAGAACAAGCCUACCCAUAGAAGACUGUGAAAUUAGAAACUAUGGAGACAGAGAAAACAACUCUGAAGAACGUGGCCGUGGUGUUAACCCCCGAGAUAAGGUUAACUUCCAGGGCACAGCGCUCUGCUUGUCCCAGGGGAGGCAGUUGCCUGAGGACAGUGGGAGAGAGCGUGGUGGCAGUCAUGGAAGACAGGGGGACAGGGGGACAGGUAGGCUUGUGAGUAUGGAGAGAGAAAGGGUUAGAGGGAGUGAAGUAGACAGGCCCAGAGAGGAGGUAGAUGAAAAGAAAAAGACACCCACAGAAAAGGACAGAGACAUUGGCAGAGCCACAAGCAGAGAAGGAGAGGCAAACAGAGGUGUUAGUCUGCACAACCGUUCACUCUCAAAAGACCAUGACCGAGACAUUUUAAAGGAUGGAAGUGGAAAGAAAGAAGAACAAAUGGAGGGAAAGGGUAAAACGGUUGAAUUAACAGAAACGCCCCAGGUAGACACGCCCCAGGUAGACACGCCCCCGGUAGACACGCCCCCAGUAGACACGCCCCAGGACAGCAAAGGGCCUGUUUGACUGGAGACAACUGUUAACAGAAAUGCAUGGACAAAGUUUGAAGUUGGUUCAGUUCAUAAUGUACUACGUAGUCGUUUUCACUACAUCAUAAAACACCCUUAACUUUUUGAAUGUCAUGACUGAACGUACCUUGUUUCAUUCAAUUUAGUUUUAAAAUUGUACAAAUUAUGUGCUUUUCAGAAUUUCCAGAUUAAAACUCAUGUCAAGUCAAACAUAAUAGAUAUGUACAUUGUGUUUAUGGAUAUUUUUUGGUCUUUUUUUUAUUUAUAAGUCCAAACCUAUUGAGCCAUACUGCUGUCAUCUAUUCGCUGAUUAGAAAAAGCCUUCAUGUUGGAUCAUCUCAUGAUAAUUAUGUUUUAGAAUAAACCUUCUUUUUUUUUUACUCUGUUUUAAUUUGUUGAACCGAGGCCAAUAAAAACAGUAAAGGAAUGAU
Molecule: messenger RNA, 15650 nt
Organism: Oncorhynchus masou masou (cherry salmon)
Lineage: Eukaryota; Metazoa; Chordata; Actinopteri; Salmoniformes; Salmonidae
Product: death-inducer obliterator 1-like
Biological process (GO): DNA-templated transcription
Source: RefSeq, a predicted model, not a curated record